This is a messenger RNA of Ananas comosus (pineapple), 2767 nucleotides long. RefSeq names its product pentatricopeptide repeat-containing protein At2g33680-like. Gene Ontology annotation, molecular function: protein binding; RNA binding. Bases 73 to 2712 code for a protein of 879 amino acids. The transcript has a single exon. Gene Ontology annotation, biological process: RNA modification. NCBI's taxonomy places the organism in Eukaryota, Viridiplantae, Streptophyta, Magnoliopsida, Poales, Bromeliaceae. The record is from RefSeq and is a predicted model, not a curated record.
GGGUCCAAACAUUUAAACCAAUCAACAAAAAUUGUGUUUGUUUACUGGUGUAGAACUCAAAAUCAAUGUGUUAUGCAUCUCUCACUUCCUAUAACAAAUGGCUUCGAAAGAAUGGUAGAGACCUUCGCCCCCUCCGCGCCUCCGUUCCAUGGCCUCGAGGGCCGCCCCUCGCCCUUCCCGCCGAAGAUGAUCUCUUCUCCUGCGAAGGUACACAACCCGAUUGUCGCGAUUACGAAAACGGGAUUCCGUAAUAAGGGGGAAAAAGUAGAACUAGAAGAAGCAAUUCUACUUUUGGAAGAUCAUACCUUGAAAGGAAGGAAACCAAAUGAUCAGAACUGGUACUACAAUGAGCUCAUCUCCCUCUGUAUAUCCCGAAAGGCUUUUCAUGAAGGGCGGCUCCUUCGGUCGCACAUGGCCCGCGUCGGGCUCGAGCCGGGCCUCUUCAUGGAUAACCAGUUCAUCAACUUAUAUGCAAAAUGCGGAGAGAUUGAAAUGGCAAGGGCGCUGUUCGAUGGUAUGAAAGAAAGGAAUGUGGUUUCCUGGAAUGCUCUUCUUGCGGGCUACUGCUUGAAUAAGCAGUUCUUGGAUGCUGUUAAGCUCUUUCGAACAAUGGCCGAGUCAGGACCGAGUCCAAACUACGUGACCUAUCUCAGUGCACUUCGCGCUUCAGUCGGCCUGGGGAAUGUUGAAGUCGGAAAACAGAUUCACUCUCGGCUCAUAAAAACAGGCUUUAUCUCUCGAAUUGAAGUAGGAAAUGCAAUGAUCAAUACAUACUCUGAACUUGGACUGAUCGAAGAAUCAGAAGCAGUGUAUAAUGGAAUGGCUGAGAAAGACGUAGUUUCGUGGAAUUCGCUUAUAUCUGCAAAGGUUCAAAACCAGCUUACCUCUCAGGCUCUGUUGUUGUUUAUCGCUAUGCAGAUAGAAGGCUACACGCCCGACGAGUUUACUUUCGCAAGCCUGCUCGGACCAAGAGAUAUGGCAAUCGCUGAGGAGCUUCACGCACAGAUUUCAAAGCGCGAGCUGGCAGGCAUGUUUGCUGGAAGCGCCCUUCUUGACGCAUAUGCCAGAGUUGGGAAUCCACGGGCUGCAGUGGACGUGUUUAAUUCGAUGACAAAGAGAAGCAUCGUCACCUGGAACUCUGUAAUCGAUGCGUGCUUUAAGAACAAUAUGGCGGAUGAAGGUCUAAAGCUAUUUCUCCAAAUGAGUUGCGAGCAGAGUGUGCUUCCCGACGAGUAUACAAUUGCCAUCAUGCUGAAGGGGGCCGCAAGUGAAUUAAUGAUUGGUACAGGGAAAUCAAUACAUGGCCUCGCAGUUAAGAUGGGCCGGCACACGGAGACUACGAUUGGGAAUAACCUGAUCGCCAUGUACGGCAGACAUGAAGCAGUUUCUGAUUCCUGGCAAGCUUUCACUUUGAUUUCCGAACCUGACAUUGUAUCUUGGAAUUCCAUAGUACAAUCAUACAUUAAAAAUGGGAAAUUUGAGAGGGGUUUAAUUCUUUUCGUGGAAAUGAAGCUUGAGGGGAUCGAGCCAGACGAGUUGAGCUUCGUCGCUGCAUUAAAUGCUUGUGCUUCUCUGACUAGGUAUACGGCUGGAAAAGAAGUGCAUGGUGAAUUAAUCAAAAGAGGCAUCUCAUCAAAUGCAUUUAUAGAAAGUGCACUUAUAGAUAUGUACGCCAAAUCCAUGGCCAUAAAUGAUGCAAAAAAGGUAUUUGAUUGCGUACAAAAGAAAGAUACAAUCACCUGGAACUCAAUUAUUUCUGGGUUUGCUCAAUUUGGUGAUUUAGAUCGAGUUCUGAAGCUACUCAAUUCUAUGAGAGAACAAAAUAUCGAAUUGGAUAACUUUACCUUCGCCACUAUUCUUGCAGCAUGUGCGGAUUCCACAGCAAUGCAACUGGGAAAGCAAGUCCAUGCUUUAAACCUAAAAUCCGAACUGUGCGCCGAUGCAGCUGUUUCAAAUGCCCUAAUAACCAUGUAUAGUAAAGCCGGAAGUAUAAAGGAAGCCGAAAAGAUAUUUUCUAAACUUAGUUUUAAGAAUACAGCAUCGUGGAAUGCAAUGAUUGGAGGUCUUGCUCAAAGUGGUUAUUUCAAAGAGGCUACUGAAACCUUUGAUCAAAUGGGGAAAAGCGGAUCCAAACCAGAUGGAAAAACUUUCAAUGCAUUGCUCGCAGCUUGUAGUUACGCAAAUAUGACUAAUGAAGCUACAAAAUACUUCAAACUGAUGGGAAAAUAUGGGAUUAGACCUAAUUUCGAUCAUUACGCAUGCCUGGUGGAUAUUCUAGCACGAGCAGGGAGAUUAGAAGAAGCAGAGAAAUUAAUAAACGAAAUGCCUUUCAAGCCCACUACUUUAAUCUGGAAAAUGCUACUAAGUGGUUGCAGAAUUUAUGGGGACUUAGCAAGGGGUAAAAGGUCGAUGGAGAAUAUAGUAGCUUUAGACCCUUGUGAUUCUGCGGCUUAUGUGUUGCUCUCCCAUAUAUAUGCUGCAAAGGAGAGGUGGGAUGAAGUAAGAAUAGUCAGGCAAACGAUGAAGAGGAAUGGAGUAAAUAAAGAGCCUGGGAAAAGUUGGAUUGAGGUAGACAACAAAAUACACGAGUUUGUGGCAAGUGAUCGAUCACAUCCACGGACAAAUGAAAUAUACUUUGAAUUGAUUGGAUUGUUUAAACAGUUGAAGGAUGACGGUUCUGAUACCGGUAUAGAUCAUGGUAUAGAUCAUUAAUGAUAAACGCAAUGAACUUCUAAUAGGUAACUGUUUUUAUCUAUGUUUUGGAACC